Messenger RNA from Thelazia callipaeda (thelaziosis nematode), 1860 nucleotides. NCBI's taxonomy places the organism in Eukaryota, Metazoa, Nematoda, Chromadorea, Rhabditida, Thelaziidae. The record is from the annotation of a GenBank genome assembly.
AUGUCUGGAAAGGACAAGAAGCUUAGUAGGAAAGAAUUGAAAAAAUUGCAGAAGAAGAAUGAAUUUGAGCGCGAAAUUAAAGCAAUGGGUGGUGUUACUGAAAAUUCCAGUACAGAUGAAAGAACCAGAGGAAUCGGUUCUGGUGCAGAACUAGGUAGCCAGUUCUCAGUUUCACAACAAGCAAAAUCUACUGGACAACGAAAUCAGCUUGAAAAUGCUGUUGAUAUCAAGGUUGAAAACUUUGAUAUCGCUGCCCAAGGUCGAGUUUUGUUUCAUAAAGCCGAAUUAACAAUAGCUUUCGGAAGACGUUAUGGUCUUGUUGGACCGAAUGGUAUGGGAAAAACCACAUUAUUAAAACAUAUUGCUGCUAGAAAAUUAGACAUACCGCCAAAUAUUGAUCUUCUCUAUUGCGAACAAGAGAUCGAAGUUGACAGCACUCCAGCUAUAGAUGCAGUCGUUAAAUCAGAUAAAUAUCGCUUGGCUUUGUUAGAAGAAGAAGCUCAGUUAACAUCCAAGCUUGAAGAAGGAGACAUUUCUGUGAGUGAACGUUUGCAAGAGAUCGGAGAUGAACUGAGAAGUAUGAAUGCAGAUGCGGCGGAACCAAGGGCUCGACGUAUUUUGGCUGGUCUUGGUUUCUCAAAAGCAAUGCAGGAAAAACCAGUUGAAGCAUUUUCGGGAGGUUGGCGUAUGCGUAUUUCAUUAGCCCGAGCCCUUUUCUUGGAGCCAACGUUAUUAAUGCUUGAUGAACCCACCAAUCAUCUUGAUUUAAAUGCUGUUAUUUGGCUUGACAAUUAUUUACAGUCGUGGAAAAAAACUUUGUUAAUUGUGUCACAUGACCAAGGUUUUUUGGACAGCGUGUGCACAGACAUCAUCGAUUUGCAAGACCAGAAACUAUAUUACUAUAAAGGAAAUUAUUCUAUAUUCAAAAAAAUGAAGACCCAGAAGAUGAAAGAACAUAUGAAAGCCUUCGAAGUUCAACAGAAGCAGUUAACUGCAAUGAAGAAAAAAGGCAAGAGUUCGAAACAAGCUACUGAGGAAAUGAAAAACCGACUACAAAAUAAGCAGAACAAAACUGUUAAAGCUAAAAAGACCUCUGCCAUUAUUGGGGAUGAAGCUGAUGCUGCUCCAGUAGAAUUACUGCAAAAGGUUAAAGAUUACAAUGUGAAGUUCUCUUUUCCCGACCCUCCAAAACUGCCACCUCCAGUUCUUGGAUUGCAUGGUGUGACUUUUGGUUACGAAGACCAUUUGCUAUUCAAAAACCUUGAUUUUGGAGUGGACAUGGAUUCCCGUAUCGCCAUUGUUGGACCUAAUGGUGUAGGAAAAUCAACACUACUGAAGUUAUUGUCCGGCAAAAUCGAACCACAAAAAGGAGAAUUCAGAAAACACAGACAGCUGCGCUUAGGUUGGUUUGAUCAACAUGCUAAUGAAGCACUGAAUGGAGAGCAAACGCCAAUCGAAUAUCUAGUCACUAAUUUUCAUAUUGAUUAUCAGAAUGCAAGGAAGCGCUUAGGUGCGGUGGGUCUUCCUGGUCCUGUUCAUACUGUCAAAAUAAAAGAUCUGUCUGGUGGGCAGAAAUCGCGAGUUGCUCUCGCUGAUCUGGCUUUGGGUGCUCCAGAUUUGUUAAUUUUAGAUGAGCCAACCAACAACCUCGAUAUCGAAUCUAUCCAUGCAUUAGCAGAAGCUAUUGAAAGUUUUGGUGGUGGUGUAGUGAUGGUUACUCAUGACGAACGUUUGAUUAGGGAAACAAAUUGUCAAUUGUGGAUCGUUGAAGAUCAAAACAUUGCUGAAAUUGAUGGCGAUUUUGAAGAUUAUAGAAAAGAGAUUCUGGAACAACUUGGGGAAACUUUAUCAUCUCAGUAG